AUGUUUGUGAGCGUCUUCUACGGUCUCGCGGCGGUCUGCGGACUCCUCUACUUCUACACCCGUUCAGCCACAGAAUCCCACGAUGAUCCGCAGUUCAAAGGAUUCCAGAGGACCUACCUCAUCGUGUACCUCAUGGCCGUCGGUAAGUUCAUUUCAAAACUAUCCGAAACGGAUACUCGAACGUUAUCGCAAAUGGCGUACAUAUUUGCCAAGUGCUGAUGACAGAUUAAACUAAAACACAGUCUAGUAUCGGCGCGUUUUCAGCCGGAGAUUGGCUGCAAGGACCUCAUGUCUACGCCUUGUACGAAUCGUACGGCAUGUCGAAACACCAGAUUGAAAUCCUGUUCAUUGCCGGAUUCGGAUCCAGUCUUAUUUUCGGAACGUUCAUCGGAUCCAUCGCUGAUAAGUUGUAAGUUGAAAGAGUGCGUUCUAGUUUUCAAAUUCAAAACUCAAAAUGCAUUUUUCAAACGAACUGUUGAACUAUUGUUUCUCUUGCAGCGGUCGUCGCAACAACUGUCUGAUGUACGCGAUCCUCUACGGCGGAGCCUGCAUCACGAAGCACUUCGGCAGCAUGCCCGUCCUGAUGAUCGGACGUUUCCUCGGAGGCGUCGCCACGUCCAUCCUCUACUCGGCCUUCGAAUCGUGGCUAAUCUUCGAACACAACACAGUUAGUCUUCUUUUUUUCUGAAAGUAGCCCACAUAUGCGGACUUUUUUGUGUUUGUAAGAAUGGAAGUGGAGUUGUCUUCUCUGAAUAGAAAGGGAAACCGGAUAUUUUGGCGAUCCGAAUCUGACGGCUAUCUCUCGAAUCCAUCUCAUUUUCUCAUUUCGGAACAUAAUAAAACAAAAAAUAUGCGGUCGUUCAUCCCUAAACAGCUGGAAAUGCAUUGCAGCGUGGCUUCUCCGAGUCUCAAAUCGGAACCGUCUUCUCGAAUGCGGCUCUCGGCAACUCGCUCAUCGCCAUUAUUUCUGGAGUCGCCGCUCAGUUCGUGGCUGUGAAAUUCGGAUUUGUGUAGGAGACUAAGUGUUAGGCAAACAGCGGACAAACAGCGAUAAUUGCAGUGCUCCGUUCGAUUUGGCUCUCUCAGUCCUGCUCAUCAUGGCUGUUAUCAUCAUGAACACGUGGCCGGAGAACUACGGAAAUGAGAAGGCGCCAGUCAAGGAAUCGUUCGAGAAGGCCGUCAAGUCCAUCAAGGAAGACCCGACCAUUCUAUGCCUUGGACUAGUGCAAUCUCUCUUCGAAGGAUCCAUGUAUACAUUUGUUCUCGAAUGGACUCCAGCUCUUUCCCGUGCUUCUGGAGUUGUCUCCAUCCCGCAUGGAUACAUCUUCGCCGCCUUCAUGGUCUCCACAAUGAUCGGAUCCUCCGUCUUCAAACUUCUCCAGACGUACGAACGUCCUGAGAGCUUUAUGAGAUACGUGCUUCUGCUCGCCGCCGUCUGUCUCUCUAUGCCGAUCGUCGCUCCCGAUAACAUUACUCUCGUGUUCGGAGGAUUCCUAAUUUUCGAGUUGUGCUGCGGCAUCUUCUGGCCAUCAAUGGGAUGCCUCCGCAGCACCUACGUUUCCGAGGAGACCCGCUCGACCACCUUGAACCUCUUCAGAAUCCCUCUGAACUUCAUCGUCGUCUUCAUUCUCUGGCAGAACUUCUCCAUGAUCGCCAUCUUCAAAUUCUGCGUCUUCUUCCUGUUCGCUGCUUCGAUUGCUCAGCAUGCCCUCUUCAUGUAAUUUGGCCUUUCCUGAACUCAUCAAAAUUUUUUAUUUCAGAAGAACUGAGCAGUCUCCACGUCAUCAAAAGCUUCCGAUCACCAUCGAAGAUGACGAGAAUCUGUAA
Messenger RNA from Caenorhabditis sp. 36 PRJEB53466, 1827 nucleotides. The record is from the annotation of a GenBank genome assembly. NCBI's taxonomy places the organism in Eukaryota, Metazoa, Nematoda, Chromadorea, Rhabditida, Rhabditidae.